AUGGUCCGGUACGAUAAACGAGUCAGGCCAAACGCCGACACCCAACAUCCAGUCAUCAUCCACAUGACCAUCGUGCUCGGCAUUUUAACUGAAGUGAGAGAAAAUCAACAAGUCGCCAGUUUCGUGAUCUCUCAUGUGCAGCGCUGGCACGACCCUAAACUGCAGUGGGAACCGGAGAAGUUCAAUGGUCUGAAGCAGGUGGUAAUGCCGCAAAAUCUCGUCUGGGUGCCAAAGUUGUUCAUCUACAACAGUAUGGACACGAAAAAUAUGCUUACCGAAGAUCGCUAUGACGUUCGAGUCCAACACACUGGUCAUGUGAAAAUUAACAUUCCGCAAUUUGUUACCACUUUGUGUCGGAUCGACAUCGAUUUGUUCCCGUUCGAUACACAGUUUUGUGCAAUCGCUUUAGCCUCUCCGUUACUAUCGGUAGAGGAGAUGGACGUGAACGCUACACAACCCCCAAAAGACUCGUAUUUUUCGGGAAAUGCCGAAUGGGAGGUGAUGAACGUGACGGUACGGCAAAUGAAGUUUAUGGAGGAUGGUGAAUAUCGGGCCGAGGUUCAUUACAUUCUUCAUCUGAAUCGUCGUCCAAUCUACUACAUAACCGUUAUCGUUGUGCCGACAUUUCUCAUCUCAGCACUCUCGAUUUUGGGAAUUUUCUCACCUGGAUCGAAUGACGGCCCGAGGAACGAGAAGGUGAACGACUGA
Messenger RNA from Ostertagia ostertagi, 708 nucleotides. The record is from the annotation of a GenBank genome assembly. NCBI's taxonomy places the organism in Eukaryota, Metazoa, Nematoda, Chromadorea, Rhabditida, Trichostrongylidae.